UGCAACGAGAGACGAGUCUUAAUUCGGGGCUACAGGAUUGCGAGAGAGAAAGAGAGAAAAAAAAGUUUGCUCUACAGCGAUCCAGCUCGUAGCGACAUCACGGUGCAAGCCGACUCCAAGUGCCGUUCACCGGGCUAUGCGAGAGUAAAUGCCGGGGCAAUGUCCCGUCGCAAGCAGGUGAACCCGCAGCACUUAUCGUUGUCACAUCGGGAAACAAUAGAAUCAGCAGCAGAAACCAAUCAUGAGUCGAGGGCUGGAUCUCCGCCUCCAGAGUCGGCCACUCCCAGUCCCAGCCCACGGAGGGCGGGACCCGGGGAGCAUGACCUGCUGACUUGCGGCCAGUGCCAGACCAACUUCCCUCUGGGGGACAUCCUGGUCUUCAUCGAGCACAAGAGGCGCUUGUGCCGGGGGGCCGGCAUCGGUCCAAGGUCCUUCUCCAAACCCGGGGAGAACGGCGGGCCCCUCUCGGCCAGGGCCAGGUCCUUGGACCUGGGCAGGGGGCCCGUACCGGUGGAGGUUGGCAUCCAGACCACCCCGGGAGGAGAGGGGAACGAGGAGAGGAGGCUGACUCCGGCCAAGGGAAUCUGCCCCAAGCAGGAGAGAGGAGGUGAGUUGUUGUGGCGGUGGUGGUGUUGGUGGGGGGGGGGGGGCAUCUCGAAGGGAUGAUGAGCAUCAGAAAGUGAAACGCGAUUGGAGGGGUUUUACAUGGCUGGUACUUCCUGUGAAGUGAUAGCCUUGUUUUUUUUGGUUUGGCGGUGGUGGACCGGGCUGUGAGUCUCGGAAGAUAUUCAAAUAUAGUUCAAAUACGGGAAGAUUAUGUUUUCUGAAAGGGUUGAGGGGGCAGGGGAGAAUAAGAAGAAAUUUGAAUUUCCCGUCAAAAGAAGAGUUUUUUCCGUUGCACGCAUUGCAAACUCAAAGAUGCGCCAUAAAGGGCUGCUUUAAAGUGUAAAAAGACGUCAACGUACAGCUGAUGUGGCCAGGGCAACGGUUUGAGAGGCCAGGCUGAUAUCAAGUCGUUUUGCAGCACUUGUUCAACAACAGGAAGCCUACACACCUGCUCACACACACCAAACUGUCACAGUCGCCUUAGAAGUACACUAAGAAUGUACACAGGUGUGUACAGUGGCCCGCACACAGUCUUGGCACACAGAAACACACACACACACACACGCACACGCAUACACACACACACACACACACACACACACACACACGCACACGCACACGCACACACACACACACACACACACACACACACACACACACACACACACACACAGAUUCCCACUGUGAUACGUUAAUAUGCAGUUUGUAAUAGAAAACGUAUGAACACACUUGGCCUCUCUCACAAGAUUCUUUUAACCAAGCAGAUAAAUACAUGCAUGUGCACACACACACACACACACACACACACACAGAUACACACACACACACACACACACAGAUACACACACACACACACACACACACACACACACACACACACACACACACACACACACACAGAUACACACACACACACACACACACACACACACACACACACACAGACACACGCACGCACACAGCCAGACACCUCUCACCUGUCCAAGACAGAUAGCUCCCUUAAAGGAAUCCCAGCUUCUAGUUAUUUUGACACUGGCCUUCAGGAAGGAUUAAUGCAUUUCUGGAUGAUUUCAUUAGAGUGACGGAGAGCUGAGCCCACAUGCGCUUAAAGUGAAACAUCACACACACACACACACACACACACACACACACACACACACACACACACACACACACACACACAGACACAGACACAGACACACACACACACACACACACACACACACACACACACACACACACACACACACACACACACACACACACACACUCCCAGACAGGCAGACAGAAAGACUGACAGACAAAAAGAGGGGGCACACACACUACACACACACUACACACACACGCACACACACAGGCCUGAAGGACUUGUUCUGCUGAAACCAAUUUUGCACGGCAGCAGGUGAUAGAGAAGCCGCCCCUAGUGUGCACAUGCAUGGUUGCCAGUGGUCCUUCUGUGUGUGUGUGUGUGUGUGUGUGUAUGCUCUGUUGUCCUUUUGUGUGUUGCACGGCGUGUGUGUAUUGUGUCUGUGUGUGAGCGGUAGAAAGAGAGAGAGCGUGUGAGCGCGCAGGCAUCGGAAAUCCUGCAGCAAAAAAAAAAGAAGUAAGACAGAAAGAAAAAAGCUGAUUAAAAUUCAUUGCUCUGUGCAGUGCGGAGAAAGGGAUUAAUUGUAAAGUAAGUUCAUCUGGCUGAGGGCUUGUGGGGGUGGGACUAAGCCCAGCGCUGCCAGCAGGGCUCCACAGGGGGGAGGUACAUAUCGCUCCUAGCGGCCGUCUCCCCUCAUAACUUUGGAUAGGUACCUCCCCCCCCUCCUCCUAGCACCCCCACACAGCCCCGGUCGGGCUGGGGUAGGAUGUCCGGGAUUAGCGCUCUUGCGGUCGGCCUUCCAGAGACUUCCAGAGACGAAGAGGGAGGAGGAAGGUGAAUGAGUCAUUUGUGAUGUGAUAUCGGUUGUGAGGAGAAAAAUUAUGAUAAAAGAAAGUGUAGUAAGAUAUAGACCUUGAGAAAGCCUUUAUACAAAGGAGGAAGAGCGCCGCACCAAAGGCAUUUCCAAUUUGUCAGGGCCAUAACUAAUUGACCUGAUGAUGAUGAAUUAAUGUCAUUUAAUAUCUUGAUGUAUGAUUGGAAUAUUGUUAGCUAUUUCCAUUUGAGGGCGAGGGGAUUGUAGUGUAAUAACAAUAUAGUUCAAGUUAAACCAGUAACUUCUUGAGACACUUUAGUCAAAUUUUUCGGUAAGGCGUUUCCACCGCCCUUCGUUUCAUCCAUUCUCGGCCGAACAUCAUCGGUAAUUUCAGACAAAUAAAGACCAGUGGAUUCAAACCAUAGAGGGCAGUUAAUCACCCCUGAAUGGAACUGCAUAAUUAAACCAAGAAGAGGCAGCCUGAUUACAACAGUCUAUUUCACUGACAUCAGUCAAGAGGCCGCAUCAAUAUCAAGUUUGACAAUAUUUCCCGAGCACUUCGUUCAUUGACAUGGAUUCUAAAGUACCUGUGGGUAAUUAUAACUCGUAUUGUAGUUUCACUGUCUAAUGAACCCCUAGCCCGACAUUUUUCAUCAAGUAGCGUAUUGCUAAGAGGCUGCCGGGUGCUUCAGAGAAGCUAUUGGGUGAUGAGGAAUUUGUUUUUAUUGGACUUGAUGAGUCAUCCUGAAAUCCAACGUGUCAGUCACACUGUUAGUCAGCCAGCCGGUAAGACAGCCGGCCAAACCAGACAGCAAACCCAAAAAUGCCAGCGUCGCGGCCAGCAGCCUGUGUGUUAAAAGCGUUUCACUUAUCAGCAGUGAAACAGGAACACGAAAGACACUCAAAGCCAGAAAUGAAACGGAGCAAGGGAGAGAGCUUUGUUCAACGCGUUCGAUUGCCACUCAAAGCAAGUCUUAAGUUUCCACCAAAUUAGAUUACAUUUAAUAGGUCUAAUUAAGUCCAGUGCAGUUCACACGCAGACACACACAUACACACACUUGCACGCAAAACACACAAUCUGCAUCCUCUCUCUGUGUGUGCACAAGUAAUUAUUAGCCAGUGCAGGCACACAUGUAUACCUGCACCUACGCCAGUGUACUCAGACCACUUACUUGAGUAAAAGUUGAGAUACCUAGAGUGGUAUAUUACUCCAGUAAGAGUGGAAGUACUCCCUUUAAACGUCGACUUCAGUAAAAGUAUAAAAGUACCUGGCUUCAAAUACUUAAGCAUCAAAAGUAAAAGUUAUUUGGUGUAAUGUAGUUCCAAUGUCUUGCUAUGUCCUUUAUACACUCAGUCAAAUCAUUUAAGGUUAACAAAAACCACUAACAACACUCUAAAUACAAUGUUUUCUAUUUGUGAUAUCUGAUACUGAUAUCAUCUGAAACUAGAAAAUGCAUUUCCUGCAGAAAGUGAGUGCUGUAGAGCAGAGUGAGGUAGAUAAAUCUCUUUUAGUAAAGCCACAUAGAUGUUGAGUUUGUACAGUCCCACCCCCUGCGACCCAAAAAAUCUGAAACAACAAUGGGCUACAAAUAGUGUAAAACACAUGGAUAAUAUUAUUGUUGCACAACUCAAGUGGGUUAUGCAUGUUGUAGAGUUAAAUGGUGUGUGUGUGUGUGUGUGUGUGUGUGUGUGUGUGUGUGUGUGUGUGUGUGUGUGUGUGUGUGUGUGUGUGUGUGUGUGUGUGUGUGUGUGUGUGUGUGUGUGUGUGUGUGUGUGUAGUCAUGCAUAAAAUGAUACGACUGGUGCAGAGGUUUGAGUGACACUGAUCUGAUGGUCCUCCCUUGGACAUAUACUAUUGGACCGGCAAGCAUAGUUUUUAGCAUUACACUUCUACCGGUACACCAGGAUAUGUAGAAAGCUACUAGCUUCUAGCCAUAUAAACGGGGGUCCCCACAGACAAACGCUUGAUAUAUAACUAUCAUAUUUCCAAUCGAUUAAUAAUUUUAACGUAUAUAACGUUUAAGCUUGACAUGGUGUUUCUAGGUUAAAUGUUGACGUUGUUUAGGCUCCGUGACGUCCGCAAUGGUUAGCUGUGUCUAUGGUCACGCAUGCAUGUCGUGGAAAGGACCGUUUAUGGAACGACAGGUUUUUGGAAGGUAGUGGAGUAAAAAGUAUGAUUUUCCCCUAUGAAAUGUAGUUGAGAAAACUUAUAAAGUCUCACAAAAUAAUGAUACUCGAGUAAAGUAUAGAUACGCUAAAAAGUUACUCAAGUACAGUAACAAAUUACUUGUACUUCGUCACUGUCCACCACUGACCUACACACACACACACACACACACACACACACACACACACACACACACACACACACACACACACACACACACACUCAUAUACACACACACACACACACACACACAAACACACACACACACAGGUUCACGUAAAUGUCCUGGGUAGCCGCGAGAGUGAAGUCCUCGUAGAGUUAACCUUUAGCCAUCUCUUGUCACCUGCUGCUGCUCGCCCGGCUUGAUGUUCAAGCCUCUCUGUGUUUAUAACAUCCUGUUUGGCCGUGGCGUCUGCUUGCUUAUCCUGCAAACAUGCUGCAAGGCAAGCACAUUGAACUCUUAGAGAAACGCACACGCAUACACAGGCGCACACAGACAUGCACCCGCACACACGUGCACAAUCGCACUUGCACCUGCGUGCACACAAAUCUAUAAUUUGAAUGAAAAAUGGCCCAUUUUUGACCUCUUUUUUUUCUCAAGAUUCUUUUGCUGAUGCAUGCACUGAAUGUGUUUGUGUGUGUGUGUGUGCGUGUGUGUGUGUGUGUGUGUCUGCGUAUGUGUGUGUGUGUGUGUGUGUGUGUGUGUGUGUGUGUGUGUGUGUGUGUGUGUGCGGCAGUGUGUGUGUGUGCGGCAGUGUGUGUGUGUGUUUGUAUGUGUGUGAGCUGGUGUUGGUGUUUAAUUUUGUGCAUAUGUGCAUGUGGGCCUGGAUAUGCAUCGUUUCAGGCUGUGUGUGUCUAUGUUGCUCACAAGCACACACACACACACACGCACACACACACACACACACACACACACACACACACACACACACACACACACACACACACACACACACACACACACACACACACACACACA
Molecule: messenger RNA, 5653 nt
Organism: Gadus macrocephalus (Pacific cod)
Lineage: Eukaryota; Metazoa; Chordata; Actinopteri; Gadiformes; Gadidae
Product: B-cell lymphoma/leukemia 11A-like
Exons: 2
Coding region: 160-666 (168 amino acids)
Biological process (GO): positive regulation of transcription by RNA polymerase II
Cellular component (GO): nucleus
Molecular function (GO): DNA-binding transcription factor activity; RNA polymerase II cis-regulatory region sequence-specific DNA binding
Source: RefSeq, a predicted model, not a curated record